AGGAACAAAGGACAACGAAGCCAAAGAAGCAAGCCGACAUUUGUCGUUCUUUUGCUCUGAUUAAGAAUUCAAUGUCAUGAAUCGAUGACAGAUGUGUAUGGUGUGUGAUGCCUCGUUCUAAAACUACAGUCAGUAUCUGGUGCUAGGUUUUAAUUAUGGAUUCCACAACUGAAUUUCCCCAUGUUGCUUUGUCACCGGGUGAGAGGAGUCCGGAGAUGGAGAGUAGCAGCCAAGAUCAACCAUCACCUGAUGACAAAAGUAACACUUCGGAAGCUGGCAGUGCGCCUGUAAGCACAACUGCAAAAGAACCUCUUGGAGAAGGAUCUUUAGAGCUAGGGUCAACACAACCUGAAACAGGGUUACCAGAAAAAUUGGUUGAGCCUCUCGAAGGAUCGCUGCAACAAACUAUGACAAGAAAGACUGAUGUAUCUUCUGUAGAGAAUUCUGGAGGUCAAGAAGGAGUGCCCCUUCCGAUAGAGAAAAUUUUGGAAAAGUCAGGAAAUGAGAGUGAAGUGCAGAGUGCUCCAGAAACCCAGGAAGUACCUGACCAAGCUCAAAAGGAAGUAGUAGAGGAUGGUCCAGGAGCUGAUUCAGCAACACAAAGUGCAGCAUUUUCAACUGAAAAUGAAAACCAAACAGACACUUCCAUCCAAGAACAUUCAGAAGAGGUGUCUGUUGACGAAAAGAGUGUGGAGACUCCUGGUGAAGUUGUGAGGCAAGGUAUCGAUGAAGGAAACCAAGAUCUUGAAGAAGGAGGUAUGGAAUGUACAGAUGGUGACACAAAUCUAGGUGAAGGUAUUCAGAUUGGAAACGAUGGUUCUUCUGAGAAGAAUAAAUCUCGUGAAGAUGCAGGUCAAGACUCUGAAAAUGCUGCUCUCUCAGAGGUGGCUGUAGGACAAACAAGUGAGCCUGAUAAGGUUGAGACCAGUGAAGGAAGCUGUCAAGUAUGUGGUGAUUCCACUCCCAAUGAAGGAAAUUUGGAAAGUCAUCAGGCAGAGCCUAGCGAUAAGGAAAGCAGCAGAUCAUCAGUCCCAUGUGAGAGCAGCACAGAAAAUGUAGUAGCCAACUUAAUCAGUGAAUCUCUUGUCUCAGAAUUCAGUCAAGAAGGAACAAAAGAAGUAGGCUCUUCUCAGGAAGAUCAAGAUCCCAAUGAUAAAUCAGCUUUGACUGUUAGUGAUGCUGGGGUUGUAGGUGAUAAAGAAAUAGCUAAUGCAGACAGUGCAGAAAAGGAGUCCCAGAGCGCUGAAAAUGAUCAGGAACCAGAGCUCAUGGACACCCAGAUCAUAGAAACAGAAGAUGGGAACACUCGGGACUCCAUGGCUGAACUCGGCACCAAGGACAGUCUUGAUGACUGUAACAUUGACAAGGUUCCCAAGAUUUAUGAUGAGUGCAGCAUGGAGAGUUUUGUUUCAGCCAAGAGUGGAGAGUUUGACUACAGGGAUAGCCUUCAAGGAAGUCCAUUGCCUGUGAAGAGGGUCCGAGAGCUGAUAGAUGAAAGCCCAAGGGCCAGUCCCAAGAGGUCCAGGACUAGUACUCCUACUAUCCAGAGUGAUGAUGAUUUGGGCCAUUUUCCUGCAGAGAAUGUCUUUGAGUACCAGUGGCCACAGGACAAUCCCGGCGAAUGGUACUUUGUCCAGGAACAGAUCAGUGAGUUCCUGGGAGUCAAAUCCUUUAAGCGCAAGUACCCAAAUCUUGAGAGGCGGGUGAUGGACAUCAAGGAGAAGGAAUUUCUUCGAGAGAGGGGUGUGGUCACAGAGGAACAGGUUACGCUUGGUCUGACUGCCCUACGAGGAGAUGAGGUAUAUGACCUGAUGAUGAAGGAUUAUCCUAACAGAUACACUGAGUACGCCCGAUUGGUCCAGGAAAAACAGAGGCAGAAUAUCAGUAAUCAGCAUAAAGGAUACGAAGCGCCAACAAUGGAUGCAAGUAAGAUCAAAGAAUACAUCAAGAAGGCUGCUAAACAAGCCGCAGAGUUCAACGCACUCUUGAUGAGAGAGAAGAGAGAGGAGAGACAGUACUACUUUGACCUACAAACAAUGCAACUCCAUAUGCCUCAAGCCAAGAUGAAGAAGUUGAGUAAAGAGGAUACAAAGAUUGGUGCCUAUCCUGUAGCGGUCAUCCCUGGCCAGUACCAGGACUACUGUAGAUAUUACUCAGCUGAUGAACUGAAUUAUUUGCCAUUGAACACUGCCAUCUAUGGUCCGAUGGCGAUCAGGAGAAAGACGGACUAUGCUCCUGAAGUGGAGGAGGAAGAAGAGGGGGAUGAUGAUCUUGAUAUUAUGGCUGAAUUAACCAAGAAUGAGGAUAAAGACAAGGAUAAGGAAAAGAGCAAAUCUGUCACCAGUCAACCACUGAAUGAGCAUCAACAGCGGCAGCAACAAGAGCAACGUCUGCAACAGUUACUGAAUCAACCACUCCAACCAGAACAGCAGCAGCAGCAGGAGAAACCAAAACCACAACGGCAAGCACCACGCCAGAAGCAACAGAAGCCACCUCCACCUCAGAAGCAAGAAGAGCAGCAGCCGCCUCCUGUGAGUUCUACGCCAGCAGCAUCCAAGUCACCAUCAGGACCUACCAUCUUGAGACCGAGGGCAGGACCGAUCAUAGUCCAGCCAGGGCCAGAGUCCGGUGGCAGUGGGGACAGUGACAUGGUGAGACUACCUGGACCUGAGGCUCUGCAGCAGAGUAUGGAAGCAGUGGUACCAACUGCUCCAAGACCUUAUCAGCCCAAGAUCAAACCUACUGCUAUCUGCGGCUUAUGUUUGAAAGACAGACGAAGUAACACCAAGGGAGUUCCAGAGAAUCUGGUUCACUGCUCACAGUGUGAUAAUAGUGGUCACCCGUCAUGUUUGGAUAUGAAUGAUGAGUUGGUAGCAACCAUUAAGACCUACCCUUGGCAGUGUAUGGAAUGCAAGACCUGCUCGCAGUGUGGUGAUCCAACACAUGAGGAUAAGAUGAUGUUUUGUGAUAAGUGUGAUAGAGGAUACCAUACCUUCUGUGUUGGACUCACAGAUAUACCAACAGGAAAUUGGCUUUGUCCAACCUGUUCUGCUGGGGGUCUCCCUCCCCCUGUACCGCCUCCACCACCAUCAAACUUCACAAGGGGGCUUACCCCAUUACAACUACAAGGAGGUGUCCCACCACUCCCAUCGCUGCUACAGGAAACACCUCAGCUCCAACCAUCUCUACCACUACCACAGCAAGGGGUACCACCUCAGCAACAAGGUAUACCACCACCACAAGGUGUACUGCCAAUGCCACCCCAGCAACAAGGCAUUCCACCGCAACCUCAGGGGUUGCUGGCGCACCCAAAUCACGCACCACUUCCACAACAGGGGAUGCCCCAACAACAAGGCCUACCACCCCAGCAGGGCUUGCCUCCACAGCAGCAACAGGGUGGUCGAUCCUAGCAACAGGAUACCGCAACCUGCGAGCAAUGUCCACUACCCUCUUGCUAAUCUAGAACUCAAGUAACAUACUAUGCGAAGCACAAAAUCCCCCAAGAACUGAAUGUAUGUUAUGUGUUGUAACAUUUUUGUAAAAUAUUGUGUAGAUGUGUAUAUACUGUAAUCAGAACAAUAGUUCUUUAGGAACCAAGUUGUUAGUUGCUACUUCUGAGAGGGAUUCAUGUGUCAGAUUUAUUUUUAUGAUUAAAGGAGAAUGACACCCUUGGAACAUAUGAAAUGAUAAAAAUCAAAGAAAGUUUGAUGGCGAUUGGAGAAACAAUAAGUUAUGAGCAUUUGAAUGUCAAAAUCACUAAUACUAUAGAGAUCCGCCCACUGGCAAUGCGAACAAGAUUUGCGAUGCCACAGAAGUACAACCUUCCCAUGUGUACUGUACAUUGAAAAUAUAUCUCAAAAUAUCUAUUUUUUGCUUAUUCUUCUGAUAGUUCAAAUAUUUUGUCAAUUUUUUUUAUGGAACCCCUAUAACAUGUCUUCCUAUGAAAACAAAGCACCUGAUCUAUGGAUAGACUUGAUAAAAUAAGUAAAUAUGUAGAAAAGUUAUUUGGGAAUUGUACAACUGCAAUCUCACACAUGUUGCCAAUGGGAGGAUGAUGUCCAUAUCACAAAUGAUCACUUGAAUGCUCAUAGCUUUUUUAUUAUCUGUUUUCACACAAGUGAAAUUGUUCCCAGGGUUUUAUUCUCCUUUAAUGGAAUUUGUUCACAUUGCUUUGACUUCAAACUAUUAUUUCAUCAAUUGAUAUACUGUUAUGGCAUUUUUCACAAUAUGCAACUCCUCAUUUGUGGAUGAUGAUCAUUGUCUAAUUGUGUUUCACAUAGUUUCACACCCAUGCAAUGGUGAAAAGCUACACGCAAAUGAUGUCCAAGACAAUGAUUUCUUUUUAGUUUGUUUAAAUCCUUUGUGAUUUAUCUUGUUCUUUGUAUUCUCUAUACUUGCUUCAAUUGAUAUUGGAAAGGAUGUACCUUUCCUUGGUUGAGUAGUUCCUUUGAUGAAAGGUACUUAACAAGUAAACAGAAUCAGAAAA
Lytechinus variegatus (green sea urchin) is the source of this 4486-nucleotide messenger RNA. RefSeq lists its product as uncharacterized. The coding region runs from base 156 to 3410 and encodes 1084 amino acids. The transcript has 14 exons. Gene Ontology annotation, cellular component: npBAF complex. NCBI's taxonomy places the organism in Eukaryota, Metazoa, Echinodermata, Echinoidea, Temnopleuroida, Toxopneustidae. The record is from RefSeq and is a predicted model, not a curated record.